GCUGGGUCGCUGGGUCAUGUUAUUGUUUGUUAUUUUGUGUCUUUAGUUCCACUCUCAAUAAUACUAAGUUUGUUUGGUAGUUUUUUUUUUAAACAAUAUUGGUUUUAAAAUAUAUUUACCAACUAUAAAUCUGUAUUUAUAAAUAAAAUAAAAGGCAGAUAGAAUCAAGCGAAAACUAUGAAGAAAGGUUGCAUUCAGUUUGAGGUUAUUGUAGGAACCUACGAGGAAUUCGUUCUUGGAUACCAGUUUUACUUAAAUGAUGAUAAAUGCACGGGAGAGCUAAGUCAGGCGUUUGCCACACACUCCCACCGAGCAAGUGUGCGGUCUGUGGCGAGUCAUGGCAAGCUGGUGGUGUCAGGUGGAGCUGACGAGACUAUCAACAUCUACAACAUGUUCACACGCAGGGAGUGCGGCAUGCUCAUGGAACACAACGGUACAAUCACAAGUCUGAGCUUCACUCCAGACGGUUCACAUCUGAUCAGCACGAGUGAAGACGGCUCCAUCAAGAUCUUCAGACAGGGGAGCUGGCAGAUGGAGAAAGUGUGGCCGAACGCUCACAAAGGAACUGCUGUCACUAGUCUCUCGGUUCAUCCUAGUGGCAAGAUGGCGUUGUCGGUGGGGAAGGAUCACACACUGCGCACGUGGAACUUGGUCAAAGGUCGUCCUGCCUACACUACCAAUCUGUACAGCCGAUGUCGUCAGCUGGAGCAGGUGGUGUGGUCGCCCGAGGGAACGUUGUUUGCCAUCCCCAUGGACUGCAAGGUGGAGGUCACCAGUACACAGAAGGCUGGUGUAUUAAACACGCUGGAGCUGCAGUCCAAAGUUACGUCGUGUGUGUUCUUGUCGGAGGAGGUGUUUUGUGUGGGAGAAGCUUCGGGCACAGUGACAGCUCACAACCCGUCGUCUGCCGCUCAGCUGUGGAGUCUAGCAGGUGACGAUAGAGUGAGAGGAUUGGCCAGCCUGCAUGGCCACCUAGUGACUGCUACCAGUAGUGGACGAAUCAGUGUGUUCAGUCUCAACAAAGACUUCACCUCAGCACCACAACUGGUCACUUCCACUGACUGUGGCUGUAGGAUCACCUGUCUCACACUGUACGACUACAAGAGGUAAGUUCCUUAGUGACUG
Macrosteles quadrilineatus (aster leafhopper) is the source of this 1125-nucleotide messenger RNA. RefSeq names its product p21-activated protein kinase-interacting protein 1-like. Bases 178 to 1110 code for a protein of 310 amino acids. Lineage: Eukaryota; Metazoa; Arthropoda; Insecta; Hemiptera; Cicadellidae. The transcript is spliced from 6 exons. Gene Ontology annotation, molecular function: protein binding. The record is from RefSeq and is a predicted model, not a curated record.